CGCUUCCUCUUCGCUGUUGUAACGGUUCUUCUGCUGAGAGAAAGUUUCGCGCGCGACCCUCCUCAGCGCCCUCUGCCGGAACGGCGUCAUCAGACCCGGAAGUGAAACCGGGAUUACAGCAUGAGCGUGGAUCGACCAUGCAGAUUGUUUUCCAUCGGAAUGGUUGAAGUCAGUGUCGAUGUCUGUGAAGAUUUCCAAAGCAGGAUUUCACAGAGAUCUUCAAUACAGAGUUCAGUGGAGCAAAACAGAUCAUGAUGUCCAAGUUUUACUAGUCCAGAAGCUGCCCAGUGGUGUUUAUAUGGACGAAUAUCAGCUGGAAACACUGAGACGCGACACGGGUUUGGAGGUUCUCCUGGACUCAAAGGUUGAUCUGGAAGCUCCGGAGUAUCUGUCAUCUGGGUUCACGGCGCUGGUUUUUCUCUCAGGAAAGCACGAGGCCGUGGUUCCCGUUCACGGCCGAUAUCACCGACCGUCAGACUCCAGCAAACGAGUGAAAGUGGACAUCGAGUCGCCCAGACUGCUCCUCAGAUCAGACCAGUGCACUGAGACACUGAGUCCUGGUUUACGUCGUGUAGUGGUUGAUGCUCCCUGUACCUUCAGCAACCACAGCAUCUGCUCCUGGAUGGAGAUCCUGGAUCUAGAGGAUAAUGCUGGAGUGAGUCUGGAGAUCCCGGUCGGUGAUUCGUCGAUGAUCAUCACCGUGUGUGUCGGUACUGUUCUGACGACUGUAUUGAGCUGCGUUUAUCUGCUCAGAAACAUCUGGAAACACGGCAGCUUUUGAUCACAGACCAUCACAGUCUGACAGAGCACAAACGCUCAGAUUCCUCUCACAGUGUCAGUGUAAGAAGAAACCAGUGUGCAUGAAUGAAUAUGAUGUUAUAGUGGAUUAAUAAUAAUGUAUUACUGUGAUUGUAAAUAAAGCUGAAUGUUACUUUGU
Onychostoma macrolepis is the source of this 937-nucleotide messenger RNA. It is a transcript of the gene pigx, whose product is annotated as phosphatidylinositol glycan anchor biosynthesis, class X. Gene Ontology annotation, cellular component: endoplasmic reticulum membrane. Bases 179 to 781 code for a protein of 200 amino acids. Gene Ontology annotation, biological process: GPI anchor biosynthetic process. The record is from RefSeq and is a predicted model, not a curated record. The transcript has 6 exons. Lineage: Eukaryota; Metazoa; Chordata; Actinopteri; Cypriniformes; Cyprinidae.